AUGUGGAAGUGGGAUGUUGUCAGGUCAUGUGGCCAACUCCUCUACGACGUUGACCUCUACUACAACGGAAGUUUAAUAGCUAUUUUCACUACCAUCAAUAUCGUUACGAUUGUACAGCUUAAACUGAAAGGACAAAAAACAGUGGUCAACAGAACCGACGCUGCUGAAAUUAAAGAGGCUGAAAUAAGAAGCAAAAGAGAAUUCAAGUUCACUAUGCAGAGUUGUUGUGUGCCUCACGAGUUGGGCCCUAAUUCUUCUGCUGACGAGUACAGACCACUCACUGGUUUCAGAUCUGAAAGAGGAAUUUGA
Molecule: messenger RNA, 309 nt
Organism: Cooperia oncophora
Lineage: Eukaryota; Metazoa; Nematoda; Chromadorea; Rhabditida; Trichostrongylidae
Source: the annotation of a GenBank genome assembly